CUCGCCACACUACACACGCCUACUCAGGUCACACAAAGUGACAAGCCAAGCUACCACCGUACGCUCAGUAGCAGCCCGCCUCUCGCCGGCCGCGACAAGGCGGCGACAUGGUAGGAGCCAUGCCCCCUGAGGCUCUGCCCCGCGAGGUGAGCGGCAACGGCUACAACGCCAAGCACCUGCAGCGGCAGCUGCCGGCGCCGCGCGCCGAGGCCGAGUGCAAGUGGUACGAGGAGGAGAUCGACGACGACCUCAAGCUCUGCUACGCUCUCAACAGUGUGCUGCACCGGGGGACGAGCAAGUACCAGGAGAUCGCGCUCCUUGACACGAAGCAUUUUGGGAAGGCUUUGAUAAUCGAUGGGAAGAUGCAGAGCACGGAAUUGGAUGAGUUCAUCUACCACGAGUCCUUGAUACACCCGCCUCUGCUCUUCCAUCCAAACCCGAAGACCGUGUUCAUCAUGGGAGGUGGUGAGGGCUCUGCAGCGAGGGAAGUCCUGCGACACAAGACCGUUCACUGCGUGGUCAUGUGCGACAUAGACCAGGAGGUUGUGGACUUCUGCCGAACGUACUUGACGGUGAACCGCGAAGCGUUCGACAGCGAUAAGCUCUGCCUCAUCAUCAACGACGCCAGGGCUGAGUUGGAGAAGAGCAGUAAGAAGUUUGACGUGAUAGUUGGAGACCUGGCAGAUCCAGUGGAAGGAGGCCCCUGCUAUCAGCUGUACACCAAAUCGUUCUAUGAGCAUAUCGUCAAGCCCAAGCUUAAUGACCACGGCAUCUUUGUCACCCAGGCUGGCCCUGCCGGUGUUCUUACUCACAAGGAGGUCUUCUCAUCGAUUUACAACACCCUUAGGCAUGUCUUCAAAUAUGUUCAAGCUUACACUUCUCAUGUUCCAUCGUUUGCAGACACCUGGGGCUGGGUCAUGGCCUCGGACCAUCCAUUCGAUCUCACUGCCCAGCAGAUCAAUGAAAGGAUCAAAGACAGGAUAGAGGGAGAGCUUGUCUACCUGAGCGGGGAGUCCCUCAUUUCCUCUACCACACUGAACAAAAGCGUUCAUCAGUCCCUGUUGAAUGAGACCCAUGUGUACACCGAAGACGAUGCCAGGUUCAUCUACGGGCAUGGAAGGGCGUGCUGCGCUUGAAGACUCUCGCUUUAUCUUCCUGUAUCAGCGUCUCCAUGUAUGCAAUGGCAAACGACUUUGUCACUUGUCAGUUCAUAGCUAGUUGUAAGUCAGCCACUCUAAAUACAAAAUAAUAGAAAGGAGAUGAGUAAUAUGUACCACUUGUGAAAA
Messenger RNA from Phragmites australis (common reed), 1286 nucleotides. Its product is annotated as thermospermine synthase ACAULIS5-like. NCBI's taxonomy places the organism in Eukaryota, Viridiplantae, Streptophyta, Magnoliopsida, Poales, Poaceae. Gene Ontology annotation, biological process: polyamine biosynthetic process. The record is from RefSeq and is a predicted model, not a curated record. Bases 108 to 1136 code for a protein of 342 amino acids. The transcript is spliced from 10 exons. Gene Ontology annotation, molecular function: thermospermine synthase activity.